This is a messenger RNA of Scylla paramamosain (green mud crab), 1836 nucleotides long. RefSeq lists its product as uncharacterized. The record is from RefSeq and is a predicted model, not a curated record. The transcript has 2 exons. NCBI's taxonomy places the organism in Eukaryota, Metazoa, Arthropoda, Malacostraca, Decapoda, Portunidae. The coding region runs from base 94 to 741 and encodes 215 amino acids.
ACCAAGUAACGAAAGCGCUACUUAUCGAUCGAGAGAAUCAGAGUGGCGCAUUAUCUCUCCUAUAUUUCUAGAUUCCUUAGUCACCUACUGACCAUGGAGGGAGCCACGCACGUCCUCCUGCUGCUGCUGCUGCUGGUGUUAACUCCCUGCCACGCUGAGGACUGCAACAAGGGCGAAACUUAUGUAAGAACAGGAGAGGUGCAGGAGGUGACGAGGGCGGAGGCCGAGGAGCAAGAAGUGACAAUCAAUCUUUUCCUCAAAGCCGAGAGGAAAAACAGCUUCAAGGGCGUCCGUUUAGAUAUUGAAGGAGGUAGUGGCGCCAAUUUCACCGCCUUCUUCAAAACUGACGUAUGUUUCAAGCUUGACAGCCGGUGGAAGCAGCUGCUGGCGUGGGGGCGUGUGGAUGAGGAGAAGCAUCAAGUGUCAUUUGCUGUGGAGGUCGGGAGCUGCGCGAUGAGCUGCGCAGUGGACGGUUUGAACGCCUCGUUAGCCUCGUUCAACCUCAGCGUGGUGGCAUACGGCUCCUCUGGCUGGUUCAAUAGACUACCGAGUUCUUGCCGUGUAUUGUAUCUUUCUUCCAGCUCCUCCAACCCUGAUGAGCUGCCUGCCUGCCUCCCUCCGCCUGACGAAUCGGAACCUUCACUCGUUUUCCUCAUCUGCGUGGUCACAAUUCUCUGCUUCCUGUCUCUCCUGUUCAUGGUGGCGGCACUGUAUUGCAGAUUCUACGCUACGAACAAGUGAUGACGCUCUUCUCAGCAGAAGAGGUCGCUGACGACCCAGCACUGUGGACGUUAUUCAUAUAGAAGAAAUGAAGUUUUGAGGAGGAGAGAGAGAAGAGGCCACAGAAUGCUCUGACUGUCAGGGAUCAUGUUUGUUUAUCAACAGCGGAGGAGCGAGCUACGUCUUGGGCCCGUGAGCCUCCGUUAGCCAUCAGUGACGUCAUCACCCCUAAAAAAAACUCGUUCUGUUACCUUACAUAAGCUAACGUAACGCUCUUUGGAACGCCCCAAGUGUGGCGCCGCCAUGAUGGCUGCGGCGAGUGACUUGUUGCUAUAAAUGACUCUGUGUUUUCAAUAUGUGGAGCUUUGUCAGCAUUCUAAUCACACUAUCGUGUUCACGAGAGUUUUUCCUACUUAAUGUAAUGUAAAACAUGUAUAAACUUUUUAACGUCUUCACAGCUCAACUCGUCGUAAUACCUUUGUUUUUUGUUUGGUUUUGUUAAGUUUUUACAAUGUAUGUUGAGUGCACCGUCAGUGGUGAGUGUGCUGUGGCAACCAAAACUGGCUGUCCCUACAUGCAGGGAGCUAUGGCGUGUAAUUCACGCAUUUUGCGCGCUCGCUAACUCGAAAUAUGCAAAAUACCGCAAAACGGUGCGUCUGACGAAAAAAUGUCAUAAAAUAAUAAAGAUGCGCCGUCAAAAAUGAUCAGUGGUGUUUCCGAGAUUGAAAAUGCAAUUUUUAUAUGCGAUGGACAGAAAAAGGUGCUCCUGGCCAAAGCAUCUUUGUACCCUCCAGGGCCAGGUGCUGCGCCGGGGCCUGCACGUGUGCACCAACAAAAUUAGAACGCCCUCACUACGCUUGGGGAAUUAAUAAGUGUCGUCCUGAUGAGAGAGAGAGAGAGAGAGAGAGAGAGAGAGAGAGAGAGAGCACGUUUCAAAACACAGCGUGGCUAAAUAAAAAUGUAUAUAUGUGCAAAAACCCAUGAAAUCGAUGUUAGAGUUAGCAUUGUUAUAAAUACGCAAAUGUCACCCUAUAUCUGUACGUUAAUUUAGGAGGAAAUAAAUAAAAAUAUAAAAAAUGGUGUACUGAAUUAUUUUAAAAUGUUAAUAAAAAUGCG